Sarcophilus harrisii (Tasmanian devil) is the source of this 1175-nucleotide messenger RNA. RefSeq names its product ADP ribosylation factor like GTPase 16 (gene ARL16). The transcript is spliced from 5 exons. Lineage: Eukaryota; Metazoa; Chordata; Mammalia; Dasyuromorphia; Dasyuridae. Bases 120 to 641 code for a protein of 173 amino acids. Gene Ontology annotation, molecular function: GTPase activity; GTP binding. The record is from RefSeq and is a predicted model, not a curated record.
AUUAGAAAACGAAAGAGAGAGACGCAGGUCCAAUGAGAGCGGGCAGGACGGGUUGGGGCGGGAUGUAGAGAAUUUGGUCACUACGGCGACUCGGGUGGGCCGAACCUUCCAAGCCAGAGAUGUGUCUCCUUUUGGGUGCCACUGGAGUCGGGAAGACUCUGCUGGUGAAGCGGCUACAGAAGCUGAGCUCCCGCGAGGGAAAAAGUGACCUUGGUGACCCACCCCCUACCCAGCCCACGGUGGGUACUGAUCUCACUGACAUCAUGACCCAGAAAAAAAUGACUAUCAGGGAGCUAGGGGGAUGCAUGGGUCCCAUCUGGUCCAGUUAUUAUGGAGAUUGCCGCUGUGUCCUGUUCAUGAUUGAUGCUUCUGACCCCACCCAACUAUCCUUAUCCUGUGUCCAGCUCCUGGGUCUCCUUUCUGCAGAACAGCUAGUCGAUGCAUCUGUCCUGAUCCUCUUCAAUAAGAUUGAUAUGCCCUGUUACAUGACGUUGGAGGAGAUGAAAUCCUUAAUCAGACUCCCAGAUAUCAUUGCUUGUGCCAAGCAAUGCAUCACUACAGCAGAAAUCAGUGCCCGGGAUGGCACUGGUUUGGCAGGUGUCCUUCGCUGGCUCCAAGACACCCACAAAGCCAACAGCUGAUUGAAGGAUGAAUAUAAAUAACAUUUCUUUGAGAGACAGAAAGACAGGAGAAUGUGUGGACUGUAGGACUUUGUCCUCAGGACAGAAAGACCCAGGCUGAACUACCAGAAGAUGAUUAGGGUGGCCUAAUCUCAGCUGGAUGAGUUAGCAGGCAAAUGGAGGCUGUUUACAAGGCUUGAAAAUCUCUGGUAGCUUCAGCUGGUAACUGAAGAGGCUAGCCACGCUCUGAGAAGAUGUUUUGGGCAGAUGGGUUACCCCUUGGAAAAGUCUUUUAGUAUUCCUAAUGCUGCUUUUGGAAGAUUACACAACAUCUCAGCCUUUUUCUCCAGUGCAGUUUGCUGGCCCCUUUCUAGGCCUGAUAAAUCCUCCCAUCCCUACCCCAUAAACAUAAGACAGUCACCUGGAUUUUGGCUUAUUGAUAAUUAUCUGGGCUUUACUUUUCUAUCCAAGUGCCAGAGACAUAUACUGUGGAUCUUUCAUCAAGCAGAAAGUGUAAAUUUUCUUAUGGGAAUAAAGCCUAAAUUUUAAAAUGAA